Messenger RNA from Closterium sp. Yama58-4, 6219 nucleotides. NCBI's taxonomy places the organism in Eukaryota, Viridiplantae, Streptophyta, Zygnematophyceae, Desmidiales, Closteriaceae. The record is from the annotation of a GenBank genome assembly.
AUGGAGUUCUUUAGAGGCAUCAGCGAUGCGACUAGAGGUAUCAAAUUGCCGGAAUCUCCGAGGCCCUUCGCUGGAUCCACGCUCGUCUUGCCUUCAGUGUCCGUGGGAAACGUAGGCAACGACCCCUACAGCGUUGGAGGCAGAGGAGCCGGAGGGAUGGGACUGAGUGCACCAGGCAGCUUGACAACUGCCAUGGAAGUCUAUCAUGCAGUGCCCAAGUCGCUGGCGACCUCUUCUCCUUCCACUGAUGCCUUCACCAUUAUACAGCAACGAUCGCCAGUGGCACUGGGCAGGAUGGAGGAAUUCUCUCGCAACCUAGCUACCUGGGCAGCCUCGCAGAGAUUCUCUCGAGUGGUGGUUCUUUCUGGCGCCGAUGCGCAGCGAAGGCUACCUCCUCAAAUUGAUGGGGACCAGUUUCGUUUUUUGCUGGUCGACUCGUCUCAGCCCCUGCCUGCCUCUUCUCCGUCAUCUUCCUCGCCUGACCCAUCUCAAUCUACAUCGUUCAACACGACUCUCCUUCACUCUCUUGGCUGGAAGCCUCUAGAGAGCUGCGAUCCUUUUGGUGGCCUUCCCUCUUCUUCCUCCUCCCUUCGUGCGAGUGCUGAUGGCCCCGGUACAAGCACAGGGGGGGAAGGGAAUGAAGGUCACAUGGAGCAGGAAGAGGCUGUUAUGGCAGGGGAAGAGGGUGAAGAGGAUCCGGGGCCAUUGAGGGGUGGUGAGUGGGGACCUGAGCAAGGAUUAAAGUGGAAAGCUGCCUUUCUCCGCAUCUGUAUUGCACUAAGGGAGGUGAACAUUCCCUCUAUUGCACUCUUGGUUUUUUGCUCCGAGGGAGACAAUGUGCCGGAUGCUUUUCACCUAGCAGAACGCCUCACUGCUCUUCUGCCGUCAUCCCUACUUCCAUCUUCUGCUCCACCAGUCACUGAGCUUUCUGAAGGCAUGGAUGGUAUGCAUUUUGACACGCCAAGUGUUCCCUUUGUCCACUGGCGUUCUACUCGCCGGAAUCUCCGGUUCUUCGCAUCUUUACUCACAAUGGCACCUGUCGCUGCUCGCGCCGCUGCCAGCCCAGCUCUUGCAGCAACCCCUGUUUCCCGCAACCGCCAAAGCCGGCCUUCUCCGCGCUGCUCUCUUAGGUGUCCCGGCGCCGGGAGCGGCGUUGAGCAUUCCCUCAGCGCGAAUCUACCGGCACCGCUGCGCCAGCGAUCGUUGGCGCAUACAAGCGCUGCAACGUCGAGGGGAUCGAUGACAGUGGUGGCAAUGGCGGAAUCAGCAAAAAAAGUGCCGAUACUGAUCAACGGCGCGCCGGGCAAGAUGGGGCGCGCAGUGGCGCAGUCCGCCAUUGCGGCGGGCGUGCCGAUCGUGCCGCUGGGGCUGACCGGCCCGGGGCUCCCCAAGGAGCGGCUGACGUACAAUGACGACGCGUCCGUGUACGUUGACGUGUUUCCCGCCGACGAGCGCGACGCGGUGCUGGCGGAGGCGCGCAAGGAUUACCCGGAUCUGAUUGUCGUGGAUUACACGCUGCCGGCCGCCGUUAACAGCAACGCGGAGUGGUACAUCGCGAACCGCGUGCCGUUCGUGAUGGGCACGACUGGCGGCGACCGCGCGAAGUUGGCGGCGGACGUGGAGGCGAGCAAGCUGUUCGCGGUGAUCGCGCCGCAGAUGGGCAAGCAGGUCGUCGCGUUCCUCGCCGCGCUCGAGACGCUCGCGGAGCAGUGCCCGGGCGCGUACGCCGGGUACAAGCUCAAGGUGGUGGAGUCGCACCAGUCGUCCAAGGUCGACACGUCAGGCACGGCUAAGGAGGCCGUCCGGUGCUUCCAGAAGCUCGGAGUCGAUUUUGACGUCAGCCAGAUCGAGAUGGUGCGCGAUCCGUCGGAGCAGAUGGCGCGCAUGGGCGUGCCUGAGAACUACCUCAACGGCCACGCCUUCCACACCUACCACCUCGACUCGCCCGAUAACACGGUGUCAUUUGAGUUCCAGCACAACGUGUGUGGGCGCAGCAUCUAUGCCGAUGGCGCCAUUGAUGCCGUGCUCUUCCUCGCCCAGAAGAUCAAGGAGGGAGACACCAGCAAGACACUUUUCAACAUGAUUGAUGUUCUCAAAGCCGGGAGCAUGCAAGCCGGUUUCUCUCCCACCCUUCACCACAAGGGUGAUCCGCGCGACGACAGUGGCACUGCUUCCGCCUCGACCGCCACCGUCGCGCCGCUUGUGACGACGGAUCCAGCAGCGGCCGCAGCAUCUCCGCCCGAUUCUCCUGCAUCGAACAUAGUCCCGGGAACGCCCGAACUUGCCGUGAGGGGAUCUCGCCGUGUUGGUAACCCGUCGCCGUCGUCGCCGCUCUCCAGCGUGAGCAGCAGCCGUCGGAUCCUCGCCAGCGAGUUCAUCACGGAAGAAGGCGCCGAAGCCGCCGCGGCCUUGGCGCCGACUGCCGCGGCGUCCAUCGCGGCUUCUAUCGCGGCCACGAAUUCUCCUGCUGCGUCCGCCGCGUCUGCCGCGCCUGUGCGUGUGCCGCGCCCGGUAGAGUCCAGCCUGGGAGACAGCCCUUGGGAAGACGUCUUACAGCCAGCACAACCAGUGCAGCGCGGAUCGUCCACGCAAGCCCUCUCACGAGCGCAGAAGGCUGCUGAGAAGCUGCCCAAGGAGGCCGCGGACGACGAGGGGGAAGAGGAAUCUUUCAAGCAGGCGGUGCUUGCGACCAGUGAAAACCGUACGGGCGUGAGAAAUACUCCAUUCAGCAGGUCUGCAGGCAGCUCGCCUGUCCAUCCCGCCUCCCUCCCCACCGCUGCUCCGGCUGCUCCAACUGUUCCCGCUCCUGCGCUUUCUCCUGCUGCCCCAGCUUCUCCCAGUCGCAGCAGUGUGUCAGCCGCCCCUGCUGGUCAGUCAGAGCAGGAGCACCGCAAGAGGAGCCUGUCGUUCGGCCUGAGCCACAUCCGAUCUGCCGCUGCAGCUGCAGGAUCUAUUCUCACGCCCAGAGGUACCGCUAAGCCGAGUGGUAAGGACGCAGCAGCAGCAACAGCAGGAGGAGCAGUGGCAGUGCCGCCACAGUCCAGCACCGGUGCACAGUCCCCCGCAUCUGGGCAGUCAGGGCAGAUUGAAGAAGGAUCUGCGCUCAAGCAGCGUAAGGAGCAGGCAGCAGCAGCGGCAGGCGCCAUAGGGGGGGGAGAGCAGAAGACCAGCCGCAACAGCAGCAACAGCAGCAGCAGCAGCAACAGCAGUGCAUCGGCAACACCUGCUGCUGCUCUCCCCCCUGUGGCUUCCCGGCGGCACGAGAUGCUGGUGGACAUGCCGGUGCCGGGCCUGUCUGAUGUCGAUGUGCCCUUCCGCAGGUACUUCCAAGCUCCAGAAGACCAGCCCAGCAGCGGCGCGCUGCAGCAGGGCGCUCCACAGCAGCGGCGGAAGUCCCAGGAGGAGGAGGAGGAGGAGGACAGCUUUGUGCCAGUGGAGGCGCCGUUCGCGCAUGGUGCGUGGGCGAGUGGGUGUGCUGCGGAGAAGCUGUUUGGCGAUGAGAUGCACGUGCCGACCUGGCCCAGCACGCACCAUGAGCACCUGUAUGCGCCUGUGCACGAGGAUCGGCCUACGGGACCCAGCGCACAGCACGAGCAUGGACACGGCUUUCCACCCACGGGUGGUGGUGAAAGGAGGGGAGCGGCUGCUCCUGUUCCUGCUGCGGCUGCUACCGAUGCUGGUACGGGCAGCAGCCCUGGGAGUACCUACCACACUGCCGCGGCUGCUGCUGCUGCUGGAAGCCCUCCGAGUGCGUACGGCACACCUGCUGGCAGCAGGGAGGCGAAGUGGCGCAGGGAGAGCAGUGGCAGCAACAGCUCCUAUGUGGGCGGUGCUGGCAGCGGUGCUGCUGGUAGUGGGAGCGGUGCUGCUGGUAGUGGGAGCGGUGCUGCAGGUAGUGGCAGCGGUGGUGCUAAGAGAGGUGAUCGUGCUGGCGAGGCGGAUUUUGAGGCGCAUGGCGGCAGCAGGGCGAGGCAGGAAGCACGUGCUGUUGGGAGUGCUGGUGCACGUGGUGCUGCUGACUCCCCCUGGCUGCACGCCUGCCGCCUGCAUCUCUCCCACAAGCUCGGCUCAGGGGACUUUGGAGACACGUGGCAGGGCGUGCAUCCUGUGGCUGUGAAGGUCCUGCACUCCCUCCCCCGCAAUGCACUCUCUCUCUCUGCCCCGCACGCUGAACAACUCGCCUUGCCUGGGGCAGCAAGGGCAGCAGCGGCAGUGGGGAGUAAGGAGCGGCUGGAAAAGCUGGUGAUAGCGCUGAGAGGCUGUGAGGACGCUUUGGGAGGGCGCUUGCACCUGGCCGCGUGCAUGGAUAAGGUGGCAGUGGUGUCGCCGCUCUUUGACAAGUCCAUUGCUGACAUGAUGCACAAGCUGCCAGGAAACCGCCUGCCUUUCCACCUCUUUCUCAGGUACGGUGCAGCGGUGUGCAGAGCGGUGCAGCAGCUGCAUGAGCAGGGCGUGCUGGCUUUGAACCUACGCCCCUCCAACUUCCUCCUCCCCUCAUUUCACGAGGACGCUGUUUUCCUUGCUCCGCCUGGGCUCCCAUGGGCGCUUGCAGACAUGCAUGCGGACCCAUUCUCUCCAAUCCCGGAGCUGGCAGCAGCAGCUGGUGGAGCAAACGCGUCUCCUGUGCGGGCGGGAGUGCCGGCGUACAUGGCACCAGAGCAGUGGGCGGCAGCAGUGAACGGGCCCCUGGUGGAGGGCACUGACGCCUGGGGCUUUGCCUGCGCUGCCCUGCACAUGAUCUCAGCGCUACAGCAGCUGCCUCUGGAGCUGGAGGCGGUGCUGCUGCGCUGCUUCCACAGUGACCCGUUCAAGCGCCCCUCCUUCCGCACGCUGCUGCGUGCCUUCACCCGUCCGACGAGCCAGUACCUCCCAGGUGACUGGGUGCGUGUGCCUGCGUCUCCAUCCACUCCUCCGCACAAGCAGCCGCAGCAGCAGAGGGUGGGCGUGGUGGCGGCAGUGCGGGCGGGGGAGGCAGUGGUGGCAGUGCAGCUGUGUGACAAACGCCCUGGCGACCUCGUGGCUUACCCGUGCAAGAGCGUGCUGGGAAUAGUGGAGGAGCCUUUCCAAUGUGGUGACCGCGUGCGCAUCAAGAGGGGAGUAGGGAAUCCACGCUUUGGUUGGCGUGGAAACAGCAGGAGCAGUGAGGGUGUGGUAACCGUGGUAGACAGCAGCGAUGGUAUGCUGGGCGUGAGGGUGGAUCUCCCUUCUUCCUCCUCUUCGUCCUCUUCCUCUUCCUCCUCUUCCGCUUCCUCUCCCCCACCCUCUACCGCUCUGUGGCGUGUGGACCCUGCUGAAGCGGAGCGAGUGACUCAUGGCAUAGCAGUGGGGGACUGGGUGCAUGUCCUCGCACCAGAUGCAGUGGCCCUAAUCGCCUCUACCAGACUUGUCGCUGCUGCGCGCACUGCUGCCACCGCACGCUACGAGGAUACCUCAGGGGUCUUGCCGUUUUCCUACCCAUACAUGCUGGAGGAUGUGUCUCCAGAGGUUACCCCACCUCUGGGGGUGGUGAAACGGGUGGUGGGCGAGGCGGUGGAAAUAGCAAUGGCAGGUGGAGAGGGGGUGAUAGGGGGACUGGAACCUGGGAGAGGGGAUGUGAGGCGUGUGGAGGGGUACAGAGUGGGGCAGAUGGUGCAGCUGAGGGAGGGAGUUGUGCCGCUGUAUGGUUGGGCCUAUGUCUCGGACCUGGUUGAGGAGUGUGGUGCUGCCAAGAGGAAAGGGCGGAAGCGAGUCAAUGCUGCUCGCGUUGCGACUGUGCACCCGAAUGGGUUUCUGAUGGUGCAUCUGCCGGGGGAGCUGUGGCACUCGUCCCGCCACUGGCUUGUGCACCCUGACCAUGUGCGGCCAGUGGGGCUGCGCUCCUGCAAGGGCCUGCAGAACAAGUGGGAGUUACUUGGAGAAGUACACUGGUCCCUGCAGCCACUCUCCUUCAUCUCCUCUCUGCUUGUGAUGUACCUAGCAUCGCGCUCCAUCUCCAUCCCUUUCAUGCCUGCACUGCUGCAACCUGCUAAGGAAGAUGGUGCUGACGCUGAUGCUGCGGACCCAUCGAAUGGCCAUGCGCCACGUGGGGGUGCAAUCCCAAGCAUUGCUGUGCCAUAUGGAGAGGGGAAUGGAGGGUGGAAUCCAUUCGCUCCCAAGCCUGAGCCUACUUGGUUGCCGUCACCUCUAGCAAGGAUGCUGCCAGAAGCUGUUGGAGGGAGACGCAGGCGUGAUGUUCAGUAA